Patella vulgata (common limpet) is the source of this 3117-nucleotide messenger RNA. Its product is annotated as GDP-6-deoxy-D-talose 4-dehydrogenase. Lineage: Eukaryota; Metazoa; Mollusca; Gastropoda; Patellidae. The transcript is spliced from 13 exons. Bases 20 to 1174 code for a protein of 384 amino acids. The record is from RefSeq and is a predicted model, not a curated record.
CACGUGACCAUUUAUAAACAUGGCGCAAGACAGCAAGGCACGCGUGUUAGUUUUAGGCGGUACUGGAUUUGUAGGAAGGAAUUUUGUACAUUAUUUAUUAGAAAAUGAUCUUGUGUCCAAGGUGCGAGUUGUUGAUAAAGUUCCACCACAGAUGGCAUGGUUGAACCAAGAACAUAAAGAGAGUUUUACCAGUUCUGCUUUAGAGUUUAAACAUGCCAAUCUUAUUAAUCCAGCCUCAACAGAUGAAGCAUUUUCUGAUGAUGGAAAUAGUUUUGAUUAUGUUGUAAAUUUAGCAGCAGAAACGAAAUAUGGACAGUCAGAUCCAGUAUAUAAAGAAGGGAUUGUUAAAUUGAGUCAAAUGUGUAUACAGACAGCCGCUAAACAUAAAGUUAAAAUGUAUAUAGAAUUCUCUACAGGGCAAAUGCACUCUACAGAUAAAAAACCAGUUACAGAAGAAACAAAAUGUGAACCUUGGACACAUUUAGCAAAACAUAAAUUAGAAGUUGAAAAAGAAUUUGAAAAAUAUCCGGAAUUAAAUCAUAUUAUUAUUCGUCCAGCUAUAAUUUAUGGUAUUGGAGAUCGACAAAGUUUAACUCCCAGAUUGAUGAUUGGUGCUAUUUAUAAAUAUACAAAGGAGAAAAUGAAGAUGUUAUGGACAAAAGAUUUGAAGAUGAAUACAGUACAUGUAAUAGAUGUUUGUAGAGCAAUAUGGUUUUUAUUUACACAUGGUAAAUCAGGUGAAAUUUACAAUCUCUGUGAUAAAGGUGAUACAGAUCAAGGAAAAAUAAGCGAAUUAGUAUCUGAAAUUUUCUCAAUCAAUUUUGAUUUUGUUGGUUCAAUAAUGUCUAAUAUGGCAAAGAUCAAUAUGUCUGGUAUGGUAGAAGAUAUUAAUGAUGAACAUUUGGCACCAUGGGCUGAUGCAUGUCAACGUGAUGAUAUAUCUAAUACCCCAUUAAAUCCUUGUAUAGAUCAGGAAUUACUGUACAAUAAACACUUAUAUUUGGAUGGAUCCAAAAUAGAAAAUAUUGGUUUUACGUAUCAAUAUCCUGAAUUAAAAAUUGAAUAUCUUAAAGAGGUUUUACAAGACUAUCUGGACCUUGGUUUAUUUCCGCGUUCUUUGAUGUCUGGUGAAACAUUUUUUCUCAGACCUAAUAAUGAAGAAGAUGAAUCGUGAAUAGCUUGCAAGCCCAAUGGGAUUUUUUGUUUUAUAUAAAUUUGCUCUUUUGGAGAUGGGAUUUUUUAUUUAAUUCAAGCAUAAUAAUGACGCGAAGCAAUCAACUUGCAUAAAUGCAUAAAAUGCACCAAAGAAAGAAAUAUUAAUGUCCCAGUUUUUAUAAUUUAUUUCAAAUAAAAUUUGGAUUUACUUUAAGACUUGAUUUGAUUACAGUAUGUAUGUGAAACUUCAAGGUACAACUUGAUUCGAUUACAGUAUGUAUGUGUAUCUUCAAGGUAUCCCUGUGGAUACUGAAACCAAUAUGCCCAAGGCCUAAUUAUAUACUUCUCAACAGUACGACAGAACGUUGAUCUCUUCAUCAAAUAUUAUUUGAAAUUAUAGGGGAGAAUAGCAAUAAUAUUUAUAAUUGUAUAAAUGUCAGUUUCUUUAUUAACCCUACUGUGUUUAUCAGGUUAUAAUAAUGGAAUAUUAUAAUAAGAUGAAAGAUUGUUAUUACUACAUGUAAAUAUGUAAUGAUAAAAAAACUAACAUAUACGUGCUAUCCAUUUACAAGAGUUAAACAAAAGUGCAUAUUUACUGUUUUGUUUUCUACAGGUUUAUUUCUAUUUUAAAGGCAUUGUUUUAAUGUUUUCAUUCCAAUAUUUAUAUUUAUUUGGUACAAUGUACUUGGCAUAUCAUGAGUCACAAAUUUAUGGUAUUCUAUGUCUCAUAGAGUUUUAUUUGUUUUCACUUUAUUAUCAUGUUAUUACUUAUUUACAGUUAAUGUGUAAUUACAUAUUCUCACAAACAUAAUUAUAUAUUCUUAAGCUUUCAAGGUGACCUUGUUUGUUAAGAUUUUGACUUUCCUUUAGCAUUCAACUAUUUUUAUCAAUUUUAGUGGGUUGAUUGAUAUUAUUUACAUAUUUCAAACAAUAUAGGAAAAGUUCAGGAUUUACCAUAAAUCCCACUAUACUAAAAAUGAACAGAAGGGACACUAAUAGUCAAAGUGUCUGCAUUUCUUAUAUUUAAAAUGUAUAUUACAUGGGAUAUAAUAUUUACUGGUAAAAUAAAAAGUUUUAUAAUCUACCAAAUUUACUUUUAUUUAUAUGCAGACUGAUCAAUCUAUGUCUUGGUUUUGUGUAAUUUAGAUAUAUGAAGAAAACUACACCAAAUGCAAAAUGUUUAUAUAAUAUUAAUAAUGUCAGUUUAAUGAUUAAUACAUUAUAGCACAACAGGCACUAUCUUUGGGUACAUUCUGCUGAAUUGUUUGUUUUAGUUUUAUUUCUUAAAGGGAAGGGGAGGUUGUAAAUAUUAUAAUGAAAUUGUCUUCCAGUGUCUGUGUUCACUACAGGGCUAUUAUUCCAUGCAGUAUAUAGGGCAUACAGUUCCAUUCCAUAUUUUACCAAUUGCUUAAUAUCUUAAUACAAUUCGUAAUUUCUUAUUUGGAAAUUGCUGUUUCUAUAGUAUACAUGUCACAAAACCUAAAGAAGAUGAUCUAGGUAUAAUGAUAUGAAUCACAUCACUUUGGUGUGCACCUCAGUGUACUAUUGAAAACAGAAGAACCCCAAAUAUUCACACAAGUAAUAUGGUCAAAACCACAUUCCAUUGUUAUUCCUAUGAAUUAUGUAAAUCAUAUCCAAAAUAAGCACUUUUUCAUUGCUAUCAUGAUUUGUUAUAUAAAUUAUAUCUAAAGAGAAUUGUUGUUUGCUGACAAUAACGUCUGAAAUGGGGUGAGAAAAGAAACAUAAGAUUAGAAUCCGAUUGAUUUAUUUUAUGUUGAUAUAAGAAAUAUUCCAAGUGUGCAUGUGAAUUGUUACGGAAUGACUUGUCUUUAUACUGCUGAUUUAUUUACCGAAUUACUCAUAUAACAAAAGCUCAAAUAGUUCAAUAUUUUUACAUAUAUUCUUUUAUUUCCUUUGUUAAAAUUAUAAUUACAUUAUACGAAAUAAAAAUAUAGAGAUUUC